Molecule: messenger RNA, 4894 nt
Organism: Microplitis demolitor
Lineage: Eukaryota; Metazoa; Arthropoda; Insecta; Hymenoptera; Braconidae
Gene: MAPk-Ak2
Product: serine/threonine-protein kinase tousled-like 2
Exons: 16
Coding region: 990-3986 (998 amino acids)
Biological process (GO): regulation of DNA-templated transcription; protein autophosphorylation; intracellular signal transduction
Cellular component (GO): nucleus; cytoplasm
Molecular function (GO): ATP binding; sequence-specific DNA binding; calcium/calmodulin-dependent protein kinase activity
Source: RefSeq, a predicted model, not a curated record
CAGCCAGCAUAGCAGCGAGUGAUAUGAGUUAACUUAGAAGUAAAGGUAAAGGCGGGCAAGAAGACAAGCCUGGAAACAGAAUAGAACGUGAGGAGUCACGACUAAUGCACCUGGCCUGUGUGCUUUCAACUCCACGAGCCAGUCACCAUACCACCAGCAACCGGCCCUCUGAGAGAGACACAAAAUAAACGAGUAGAAAAGAGUUAAGUAGAAGUAGAGUAGAGUGGAAUGAGCGGGUCUUGGAGUGGGCAGACGAGAGAGGAGAAGAGCAAAGAGCGACAAAGUGACUGAAGUUGACCUGGGCACCGAGGACUGGGGGUCUGGGGGACUGCCAGCAGUGGAACCACACCACGGUGAGUGUUACAGGUUACCAGUUACCAUUGCUCUGAUAGAUAGAGUUGCGUUCACCUGUGUGUGCAAGGUUGCCUGUUUUGUUACCUUUAAACUCUCCCGCAUUAUAUUCAGAGCCAGAGCCUGUCAGUGUAUGUGUUGCUGCUUCUGUUGCUGACAUCUGUCCUGUAUAAGCUGUAAGUGUUCGUCGGUGUGUCCUGUGUCGUCUACUUAACUCACAUCAGUGUCUGUACUCUAGACUCUACUCCACUCAGUUCACUCCAAUAUUUUAUAUAUACAUAUUUAUACAUACUCUACAAUAUCAUCAAUAUAACUUUGACCAGCGUUUAGUCUACGGACAAUAAACUCGAUGUGAUCUCGUGGCAGAUGUGCAUUACACCCACUAGUCUUGUAUGUAUUUUAAGACAAGACCACCAAGUUUUAGUCUCAGUCUCAGUUCCAGACUCAGUUUAAAAUCACCGACGACUAAAGUAAAACACAAGAAAUUAAAUCUACAGGAUUGUUAUUAUUAUUUUUAAUAACAAGUUUUAUUUAAAUGCUGAUCCGCGUGUGCAAAUCCAAACAGUACGCAAAUGCUGACACUAAUUGCCGCACAAUAACAGGUGUGUAAGUGUGUGUAGGUGUUGUUGGCUCUGCUGAUGAACAAUAUGGACAGAGAGCUGGAUCAGUGUGACAGCGACAAUUUGAAUGACAGUGAGGCCGAACGGAAAGGAGAAGUUGAGUUUCAUGACCUGAGGCAUCAUCGUAAUAUGGAUUAUUCUGUUGAUCCUGAUACUGAGAGAGAUGUUGAACGCGAUCAAAAUAAUCACUCUGACAUACUGGACGAGAAGGUCGAUUACAAAAUGGGUAGAGACUUCCGUAAUUUGGGGCACCAUCGUGGUAUGGUACACAUACACAGCGGCAUUGAGCACUUGAAUAACACUGACGUUGAGGUUAAAUUAGCGAGAGAUGUUAGAGGUUCUCUGGGCCUUGGGCUGUCGCUAGAAUUGUGUGUCGUCUGCGGUGACCGUGCAAGUGGGCGUCAUUAUGGCGCGAUAAGCUGCGAAGGAUGCAAAGGUUUUUUUAAACGGAGUAUCCGUAAACAACUGGGCUAUCAGUGCCGAGGAAGUAAAUCCUGUGAGGUCACUAAGCAUCAUCGGAAUCGUUGUCAGUAUUGUCGGCUUCAAAAAUGCCUGGCAAUGGGAAUGAGGAGUGACUCGGUGCAGCACGAGCGAAAACCGGUACUUGGUGAAGCAGCAAGCACUAAAUUAAGUAAUCGCAGUGCGAGAGUUAAACCAGAGCCUCAACAAUCAGCACCAGAGACAGCACCCAUUUGGGAACCUCCAGAAAGUCCAAGUGUCGAAGACCAAAGCAGUGACAGUGAUCUGAGUGAUGCAUUGACUCUGGCACGUGAACGUUUGCUCAUUUCACAUGCGCUCGAGGGAAUGGCUAAACUCAUUGGUGAUAGUGUAAAUGGGUCCGAUGAGCCAGAGGAAGAGUGGACUGGCCAGCUUUUGUUUGAGCGGCACACAGUCUUUGAACUACGGGCACCUAGUCCAGCUCCAGCAUACUUAUCAAUUCACUAUAUUUGUGAGAGUGCUGCGAGGUUGUUAUUUUUAUCCGUUCACUGGGCACGAGGAAUACCCGCUUUUCAAGCACUCCCCUCGGACGUUCAGACUUCCCUGGUACGAAGUUCAUGGGGUCAGUUGUUUACUCUAGGUCUUGCGCAGUGUGCAUACACUCUGUCACUACCCAGUAUUUUGACGUCAAUUAUAAAUCACCUGCAGGCGAGCAUCGCUCAGGAAAAAAUAACAGCGAGUAAAGUUAAAUUGAUAACUGAGCACAUAUGCAGACUCCAGGAUUGCGUUAGUUCCCUUCAUAAAAUGCAGGUUGACUCAACGGAGUACGCCUACCUCAAGGCUCUGACACUCUUCAGUUCAGACAAUAUUUUAGCUGACGCUUGGCGUAAGAAAGUCGAAGUGCUGCAGGAAGCAGCAUGGAGUGAACUUCAGCAACGAGUUGGAUCAGAUCGACUACCUCGACUACUACUAAGACUAGCUCCGCUUCGUGCAAUAAAUCCACGAGUUUUAGAAGAUUUAUUUUUCGCGGGUCUUAUUGGCAGAGUCAGCGUUGCUUCAGUCGUGCCUUACAUACUUGGUAUGCAGGAUUGUAAAACAGAAUCAGAUGCCCAAAUGAUUGAACGAUUCCCCACAAAGAAGACGGAGAAUCACGAUAAUAAAAUUAAAGAGCAACAGCGCAAACGCGGUAUUGUACUCACACAUUUAAUUCACAAUAAAAAGCCAAGACGAGUACGAUUAGACGUGACUACAAAACCUAAAGGAAAAAAGAAACGGUCUAAGAAAGUAGAUCGUCCGAGCAGUGUCAUUGAAAAAGAACAAGGCCAGAGUAGUAACACUACUGCUGCUAACAACAACAACAACAUUAACAUCAAUAAUAACAAUAAUAAUAGUAGUAGUAAUAGCGAUAAUAACAACAAAGUGAUAAAGGAAGUUGAUGAGAUUGUUAGUAAGGAAGUAAAAACAGAAGUAUUUAAAAAUAAAAUGGAAUAUUCAAUAUCACGAUUAGACAAUCGUGUACCCAAGGAGACACCAAUUACUGAUGAUUACGAGAUAAGUAAUCAUGUACUAGGACUUGGUAUCAAUGGGCAAGUUGUUGAAUGCUAUGACAAAAAUACGAGAGAAAAAUAUGCCCUUAAGGUACUUUAUGACUGUAUGAAAGCGCGGAGAGAAGUCGAAUUACACUGGAGAGCUUCUAAUUGUAAACAUAUUGUUCAAGUUAAAGAUGUUUAUGAAAACACUUAUGGAGGAAAUAAAUGUCUACUUGUAGUAAUGGAAUGUAUGGAGGGUGGAGAACUUUUUCAACGGAUACAAGAUCGCCAGGAAGGCGCGUUUACUGAAAGAGAAGCUGCACAAAUAAUGUACGGAAUUUGUCUUGCAGUAAAGCAUCUUCACGAUAUGAAUAUUGCUCACAGAGAUCUUAAACCUGAAAAUCUUUUGUAUUCAAAAUUAGAUAGCUCGGGAAUACUGAAAUUAACAGACUUUGGUUUUGCGAAAGAGACUAAUGUCAAAAACACAUUACAAACACCGUGUUACACACCUUAUUAUGUUGCUCCUGAAGUAUUGGGACCAGAAAAGUAUGACAAGAGCUGUGAUAUCUGGUCAUUGGGAGUGAUAAUGUACAUUUUACUGUGCGGUUUCCCGCCGUUUUACAGCAACCACGGCCUAGCUAUAUCACCGGGUAUGAAAAAGCGAAUUCGUUUAGGUCAAUACGACUUUCCCGCUCCAGAAUGGGAACACGUGAGCACUGAGGCACGAGAUUUGAUAAAAGGAAUGCUGCGUACAGAUCCAGCUGAAAGAUUUACCAUCGAAGAUGUUAUGAGAAACAACUGGAUUUGUAAACACACAGAAGUACCGCCGACUCCAUUGCAUACCGGGCGAGUCUUGCGUGAAGGAGAAGAACUUUGGCCAGAAGUACAAGAAGAGAUGACCCGGUCUCUUGCGACAAUGCGUGUCGACUACGAUGCCGCUAAUUUGAAACAAUUAGACAAUUCAAACAACCCGCUGUUGAUUAAACGUCGACGGGCGAAACAAGCCGCCGCCGUAGGGCCUCCACUGUCUCCUACACCCGCGUCAUAAGACAAUAAUAUUACUAAUUAAUUAAUUGAUUUAUAUGAUCAAUAGACCAAUCAUAUAAUGAUUACAAAAUGUCUAUACUAAGAUAAUUGUUGAUGUUUUAAUUACGACGAGCUAUGGCUUACGUUACUGACAAUAUUGUGAAAAAAAAUACCGCCCACUGUGCAGCUAUUUUACAAUACACAUAUUAAAUAUAUUAUUCUCAUAUAUAGACAAAUAAAUAUAUAUAUAUUUUAAUUAUCAAAUUAACGAGUUAUCACAGUAGUUUAGCGCGGACUAGGUUGUCAAUUAUAAAAUACUAUUGAAAUAUGUACAAGUCUUUAAAAAAUAAUGAAUUUACUUAAGAAAUUUACCUGCUAAAUAGUAUAGAUAUAUAUAUAUCUAUAUAUUUAACGUAUUACAAAUGAAAUUGUGAUACAAUUAUCAAUAAAUGGCCGUAAUAUUUAAGUGUCAUGAUAAUAAAACUCUGUUAAAAUGCUCGAUAACAUCUGGUGCCGUCCAAAAUUAUCUAUUGCAUUUUAUUUAUUUUUUUCAAAGAAUGGUAGAUAAGCACGGACCUAAAUAUGAGCUUAUGAAUUAUAAUUAAGUAAUUAUAAUUAAUAAAAUAAGUAUAUUUAUGUGACAAAGGUAAAAUAUGUUUCAUAAGUUGGUUUAAAAAUGGCAGGUAGAGUAAAACUUAAGAAAAUUAUUUGAAUAUUUAAGUGGUCGGUUAAUGAGUUUAUGGUUUAGUUGAUUUAAGCGUAAAUAUAUUCAUGAGAAAAUGGAUUUUUAAAAUUUUAAUUGGAGAAGAGGCUGGUUUAUAAGCAAGGUGACCAGGAAGUUUUGUCGUAUUGACACUGAGCACGAGUGCGCGUUUACUUCAAUUCACGGUUUAAUUUAUCUUGUACUUGCUAUUAAUUAUUAAUUAGUAA